AUGGCCCCCCCAAUCCGUCCCUUCCCCUUUCCCAUUCACAUCGGCACCGACAUAUGCCAAAUCUCACGCAUAUACAGCAUCCUAUGCGGCCCGCGCCGCACGCGCUUCAUCAACCGCGUCCUUGCCCCCGAGGAGGUUGCCCGCCAUGACGCGCGGCUGAACUGGUCGGCGGCCUGUCCGAAAGGGGACACCUGCCACGCAGACGGCGGCAUCAGAGGCACGGACCUGUGGAAGACGGCUGCGUUUGUGGCAGGACGGUUUGCCGCCAAGGAGGCCGCCAUCAAGGCGCAUUGGCGCCGGAGACUCACCUUCCACGAUGUCAUAAUCGAGCGGAGGGCCGGCGGGCGGGGGGACACGCUGGGGAGCGGACCGCCCGUGGCGAGGAUCAGGGCCGGCGCGGGAGACGCGGAGGAUGCCUGUGCUUUGGUGUCGAUUAGCCACGAUGGGGAUUACGCGACGGCCGUUUGCGUCGCGCACGACGGGACGGCUUGA
Metarhizium acridum CQMa 102 is the source of this 492-nucleotide messenger RNA. RefSeq lists its product as uncharacterized. Lineage: Eukaryota; Fungi; Ascomycota; Sordariomycetes; Hypocreales; Clavicipitaceae. The record is from RefSeq and is a predicted model, not a curated record. Gene Ontology annotation, molecular function: magnesium ion binding; holo-[acyl-carrier-protein] synthase activity. Gene Ontology annotation, biological process: fatty acid biosynthetic process.